Molecule: messenger RNA, 723 nt
Organism: Parastagonospora nodorum SN15
Lineage: Eukaryota; Fungi; Ascomycota; Dothideomycetes; Pleosporales; Phaeosphaeriaceae
Exons: 1
Coding region: 1-723 (240 amino acids)
Source: RefSeq, a predicted model, not a curated record
AUGGCGCCACUUGCAUUUCGCCCCGCGACUGCGCCGAAUGUUUCGGACGACCAGAACCCCGCGACCUCCAAUGGCCUCUCGGACGCCAACAAGAUUGUGCCCGUACCAGAAGACUUGGCCAUGCGGGAGGAAGACGAGAUCCUGUCGACGCUCGAGGCGCGCCAGCAAGAAGAAGAGCGCGCCUCCAGAUUGGCCGCCAAGAACCGAAGAAAGCGGUACCUCGAAGUGCACCCCGAAUACUUCUCCGACUCGUCCCUCGAACUCGCCGAUCCGCUGCUGUACGACCGCCUCAUCCGCCGCUUCCAGACUGCUGCCGAGCGUGAAGCUGAAGGCCGCCGCAAGGGCGCCUCGGGGCAAAUCGCAUCCGAUCUCUGGCGCGCUGAGGCGAAGAAGGACGCCCUCUCCCAGCCAGAUCCCCUCUCGCUUUUCACAUACAACCGCGGCCCCGACGGCCAGAUCCUCGAAGAAGACAAGGACGACAUUCCCAUGACCAAGGACGAAGGCCGCGCAUGGUGGGUCGACGAGAUGACUCAGCGCUUCCUGAGGGGCGGAGACGACGACUUUGAGUACAAGAACGUGGAUGGCAACGUCAAAUAUGACCACCCAGAGCAAGAGCGGGACCUCCAAGACGCAUGGUUCGAGAGCAUGGAGAGCGACUUCGACUCGGACGGCGAGGGCAAAGAAAAGGUCUUGACUGGCGAGACGGGAAUACAAGACUAUUGA